GCCGCGGCCCCGCCCGCCCCGCCAUGGCGUCCGAGGAGAUCGCGGAGGCCGAGAGCGUGCUGCAGAGUUUCGAGCGCCGCUUCCUGGCGGCGCGCACACUGCGCUCCUUCCCCUGGCAGGCCUCGGUGUUCUCAUCUGUACCGUCAGCAUUGGACAAAAUCCUCUCAGAGGCAGUUUGAGGCUCUUAUGCCUGUGAUGGAAGAGACAGGGAGGUACAAAACAGGCCAGAAGAGAGACGAAAGAAGUCUCACCUCCCCUGCCCUGGAGACCUGCACAGGCAAAUGACCAUGAGAGCAGCUUCCUUCUGCCAAUGCAAGGGCUCUAAUGAUGCUGCCUCCUUCAUAAUUCAUGUGCGGCACCAGGAAUCAGCAGUACACAUUACAGAUGAGGCCCUGCUUGGAUGGGAGAGCCAGAGAAUAAACAGAGCCUAGAAGAGAAAUUAAGGGACUCAUCAGGUCCUGAGCUGCUGCUGAAUAUUUUGCAGAAGACUGUGAAACAUCCUCUCUGUGUGAAGCAUCCGCCAUCAGUGAAGUAUGUCCGGUGCUUUCUCUCAGAGCUCAUCAGAAAGCACGAGGCUGUCCACAUGGAGCCUUUGGACGAGCUGUACGAGGCAUUGGCAGAGGUCCUGAUGGCUGAGGAGCCCACCCAGUGCCACCGGAGCUAUCUGCUGUCCUGUCAUUUUGAGAAGGUCAGAUGGAUGGAAUCUCACAAUGUGUGCCCUUCUGAGAUUGGCUUUCUUUGUGCAGCGUUAACACCCUCGAGACCCAUCCAGAUCAGCUCCUUGUCUCCUGGUAGCAGGAUUAAUUCUCUCCCUGUCUCGGCCCAGCCUUCCGGAGACUCGGUCACGCUCUCUGAGAGCACAGCCAUCGUUUCCCAUGGUACCACCGGCCUGGUCACGUGGGACGCUGCACUCUACCUCGCUGAAUGGGCCAUAGAGAACCCAGCCGCCUUUGCUCACAGGACUGUCUUAGAGCUCGGCAGUGGAGCUGGCCUCACGGGCCUGGCCAUUUGCAAGACAUGCUGUCCCAGCACAUACGUCUUCAGCGACUGUCACAGCUGUGUUCUUGAGCAGCUCCGAGGAAACAUCCUUCUCAAUGGCCUCUCAUUGGAACCAGACACCACUGACCCUGAAAGGCACCCAGGACAUAAUGCCCACGACACAGAGAGCCCCAGGGUGACGGUGGCCCAGCUAGACUGGGAUGUUGUGACGGCCCCUGAGCUGGCUGCCUUCCGGCCAGACGUAAUCAUAGCAGCAGAUGUGCUAUAUUGCCCAGAAACUGUCAUGUCCCUGGUCAGAGUCCUGCAGAGGCUCUCUGCUUGCCUGAAAGACCAGCAGGCUCCUGAAGCCUACAUUGCCUUCACCGUCCGCAGCCCUGAGACCUGCUGGCUGUUCACCAACGAGCUAGGCCAGACUGGGAUCCCAUGGGAAGCAGUGCCUCAUCACAACCAGAAGCUGUUUCCCUAUGAAGAGCACUUAGACAUGGCAAUUUUGAAACUAAUUCUGUAGGUUUACAAACGUUUUUAAAGAUUAACAUAAAAAUUAAAUCACCAUCCUGGAAAGAAUUUUCAUGUAGCAAAAAAUAAAAUUUUCACUGGACCUGAAUGCUUGAAGAAUGUUAAAUUCAGAAUCAGGAACUGCAAACUGUGUUCUAAUAAAAUAUAAACUAUUCAAGU
This is a messenger RNA of Zalophus californianus (California sea lion), 1674 nucleotides long. It is a transcript of the gene EEF2KMT, whose product is annotated as eukaryotic elongation factor 2 lysine methyltransferase. The coding region runs from base 401 to 1507 and encodes 368 amino acids. The record is from RefSeq and is a predicted model, not a curated record. The transcript is spliced from 11 exons. Lineage: Eukaryota; Metazoa; Chordata; Mammalia; Carnivora; Otariidae.